This is a messenger RNA of Pseudogymnoascus destructans, 578 nucleotides long. RefSeq lists its product as uncharacterized. The transcript has a single exon. The record is from RefSeq and is a predicted model, not a curated record. Lineage: Eukaryota; Fungi; Ascomycota; Leotiomycetes; Thelebolales; Thelebolaceae. The coding region runs from base 192 to 578 and encodes 128 amino acids.
CCCUGUUAGCUCAACGUGCCUGCAUUUCAUCGUAACAAACAUCAUUAAAUAUAAAAAGCUCAGCCGCCAAGAGGUAAAUAUAAUCCAGAUCAAAUCACAACACCCAAAUCCCACCCAAUCGUCGCAGACAUAGCAGAGACACUAGACACUCCCCCUUCCCACACCCCCGAGAAGCCGUCGCUGUCCUCGGCAUGGACAGCAACAACCGCAACCUUUUCGAGUCAGCAUGCUUGAAGAACGAAGACAUGACUAUAAUCAUUGGCCCUGCCACUAUCUCAGGCUGGCCCACGAUCAACGAGUUCUUUGACAAGGUCUUCGCACUGACUACUACGCACAUCACGAGUAAUAUCCGCGUUGAGCUAGAGGAUGGCGCGGAUACGGCGAAGAUGACUGCGCAUGCGCUAUCGUAUCAUGCGAGGACGGAGGAUGCGGUUAAGAUGGAGAAUACGUCGUAUACGGUGGGGAGCUUGUAUGAUAUUGAUCUUGUUAGGGAUGGGGGGGAUGGGUUGUGGAAGAUUAAAAGAUGGGAACUGAAGAGUCAGUGGACUACGGGUGAUAAAGCUGUUCUCCAUGGGUAA